AUGCAGAGGCCUGAUUCACCGGAAGGUGAUCUCACCCCGUACCUGAUUCAUCGCCGAGACGCCGCCAUACAGAGGCCUGAUUCACCGGAAGGGGAUCUCAUCCCAGGCCUGACUCACCGGAAGGACGAUCUCAUCCCUUACCCGAUUCAUCGCCGGGACGCCGCCAUACGGGGGCCCGAGUUCACCGGAAGAGACGCCGCCAUACAGAUGCCUGAUUCCCCGGAAGGUGAUCUCAUCCCGUACCCGAUUCUCGCCGAGACGCCGCCAUACAGGGGCCUGACUCACCGGAAAGCCGAUGUCACCCCGUACCUGAUUCAUCCCAAAGACUCCGCCAUGCAGAAGCCUGACUCACCGGAAGGA
Molecule: messenger RNA, 360 nt
Organism: Mesorhabditis spiculigera
Lineage: Eukaryota; Metazoa; Nematoda; Chromadorea; Rhabditida; Rhabditidae
Source: the annotation of a GenBank genome assembly